AUGUCUAACUUCUACUCGCGUUAUGUUCCGCCCGCAAAGAAGGUCGAUGCGACCAGUGCCUCUCCCAAGCCAGAAAAGCGAAAACGAGAACAAGAUGCUGUACCGCGAGAAAAGAAAAGCAAGCGUAUAAAAUCCUCGAAUCAUUCCGAGCAUGCCGACCCUGAGACUCGUGAAGCUAUUACUCCGAGAGACGAAAAGGUCUCCGAAGCAAUCGCUGAAGAUGCUGGAAAGAGUGUCAUUGACAGGUACCGAGUCACGAAACAACCCUCAGAGGGCAAACCUGCAAUCAAAGUAAAGACUCGAGCCUCGAAGAAAACCACGAACCAUGAAGCGAUGGACUCGGAAACCCAAGAGCCGGAAGAUGACCUUGAGCACGCAGGGCUCGAUCAAAAUGAAGAGCAAGGUCAAGACUAUAAUGAGGUACAUGAUCGAAGACACGCAUCUGUGCUGUCCAAAUUUGAGAAAGCUAGGCGGAAAGGGCAGCACGAAGAUCUAUCAGUCGAUACACCCUCAGACAAACCUCCAGUAGUGCUUCACGGACUGGAGCCUAUACCUCAGCCGGAGCAGGUGGAAGUCGCUCCAGGUAUACCAACCUAUUCGACACUACCUUCCUGGCAAGAAAGGCCUCUGAAUGUCCCAUCGAGCUCUUCUAGCACCUUUGAGUCGCUCGGCGUGUCCGGAACCGUCCUGGACAACCUGCGGAAAGCCAACCUUGACAGAGCAUUUCCCGUACAAGCAACUGUCGUGCCCCUGCUAUUGGACGGGCCGGACACGCAUCAAGGCGACCUCUGCGUGUCUGCCGCCACCGGCUCUGGCAAGACAUUGGCCUACGUUGUACCCAUCAUAUCUGGCUUGAGGAACGUCGUUGGAACCAAGUUGAGGGCUGUCAUUGUGGUGCCGACCAGAGAACUUGUCAAGCAGGUACGCGAACUUUGCGAUGUUUGCGCUGCGGGAAGCUCUCUGGUCAUAGCCACCGCUGUUGGCAGCAAAUCGCUCAAGGAUGAGCAGGACAUGCUUGUUGCAGAAGAAAAGAUCUACAGUCCAGAAGAGUACUACAGACAUCAGCGGGAAAGGGUGGACUGGGCCAACUUCUCCCUGGAAAGGCUUAUGCGUAAGGUGCAAAGCGAAGAUCCUGUCGCUUCUAUUGGUUAUGUUACUCGAUACUCUUCGAGAGCGGACAUCCUCAUUACAACGCCUGGCCGUCUUGUCGACCAUCUGAAAUCUACUCCUGGUUUCACAUUAAACGAUGUGAAAUGGCUUGUGGUAGAUGAAGCUGAUAGGUUGCUCAACGAAAGCUACCAAGAGUGGAUUGACGUAGUCACUCCAGCUUUGGCAUCACAAGCCGCCACACGGGAGAGGGAUGACCUUCUCAAGUUCAUGAGAAUGACGCCGCCAAGACGACAAGUCACGAAGAUCCUGCUGUCUGCGACCAUGACCCGCGACGUGUCAAAGCUCAACGCACUGGGACUACACAAUCCUAGGUUGGUUGUGUUGGGCGGCUCCUCGAAAGAAGCCGCCACGGGUGAAGCUAUAAGUGCCGAGCUUGGGGCCGAAACACCGUCUGGCGAUGUCAGGGACGCUUUCCAUUUGCCUGCAUCAUUGAGGGAGACGGCAAUCGCAAUAUCUGAUGGAUCUGAUAAGCCCUUGUAUCUGCUCGAGCUUCUGAGACAUCAUGUUGGGAUCAACUUGGGACAACCGGACACGAAGGAAGUGGGAACUGAUUUGGAGUCUGACGCCGGGUCGGAUUCGACCUCUGAUACUUCGUCUGACUCCGAAAGCUCAACAUCAUCGUCUUCUGAUGACGACUCAAGUGUCGCAAGCUCAACACAUGGAGAGAGGCCUCCAAAAGGUCAGCAGAACGGUGAUCAGAAACCACCUGACAGCGCCGGAAAGACUCCUCGAGCAUUGAUUUUUGCCCGCUCAACAGCUUCAGCGACUCGCUUGUCCAGAUUGCUCGUUCUGCUCUACCCUGCCAUUGCAACUCGAGUCUCGACUUUGACCAGGAGCACGGCUUCAUCGGGUUCAUCUCGGCGUGCGCUGUCAUUAUUCUUGAGGUCGAAGAUAUCAGUCUUGAUUUGUACAGAUCGUGCCUCACGUGGCUUGGACGUACCAGAUCUGGAACACGUCGUUUCAUACGAUGUACCAAACAGUGCUCUGACAUAUGUUCACCGUGUUGGUCGAACUGCUCGGGCUGGCAAAACAGGUCAGGCCUGGACCUUUGUCGAGCACCGUGAAGGUGCUUGGUUUUGGCGAGAGAUUGGAGGGAAGGCUAAUAACGCAGGCGCCAGCGCUGGUGGAGACGAUCAGAAACUCCAAAGGCAAACUAAGAUCAAGCGCCUUACACUGACUGUCGGCGACGAGGACAUCAGAAAGCGAUACGAUGAAGCACUGCAGAAGCUAGGAGAGGAGGCUCGAGCUACCUAA
Messenger RNA from Exophiala viscosa, 2424 nucleotides. Its product is annotated as DEAD/DEAH box helicase. The coding region runs from base 1 to 2424 and encodes 807 amino acids. Gene Ontology annotation, molecular function: RNA helicase activity; ATP binding; nucleic acid binding. The record is from RefSeq and is a predicted model, not a curated record. NCBI's taxonomy places the organism in Eukaryota, Fungi, Ascomycota, Eurotiomycetes, Chaetothyriales, Herpotrichiellaceae. The transcript has a single exon. Gene Ontology annotation, cellular component: nucleus.